AUGGGGCGGCGCAAGAAAGACAAACUGCAGAAGGACCAGGCCGCCUGCGCGCAUUUCACUGCGAUGCGGGCGGCGAGGUCAGCAAGGAGGCAGUCCGAUGCCGCAACUCGAAUCCAGGCUAAUGCAAGGAUGAGAGCGGCCCAGAACAAGGUGGACUCUAUACGUCAGGCUGCAAGGUUGGCAAACAAGCUGGUGCGUGGUUUCUUGGCCCGCCGCAGAGUGCGAACGCUGCGGCAGUUGCAGGUCUUACUGGGACGAGUUGGGAGCACCAUGACGAAGACCAAGCAAGAAUUGGGCUCAGAGGCCUCGAAAAUGGCAUCCACCAACGAGGGCGAGGGAUCGCAGAGCUUGUGGCAAGAGUUUACCCGACUCUGCUGCUGCGCCCGCCGCCAAGAAGAAGGACGACGGCAAGCCCAAGCCAGUGGCUGCGACAUCUACAUGGUGGCAGCAGCUGCUGCAGCUCACGUGCUGCGCCCGUCGUGCCGUCUGCUGGAAUCUGGCCUGUCGCACGCGAGCGCUAGCUGA
Messenger RNA from Symbiodinium sp. CCMP2592, 525 nucleotides. The record is from the annotation of a GenBank genome assembly. Lineage: Eukaryota; Dinophyceae; Suessiales; Symbiodiniaceae.